Molecule: messenger RNA, 1031 nt
Organism: Cajanus cajan (pigeon pea)
Lineage: Eukaryota; Viridiplantae; Streptophyta; Magnoliopsida; Fabales; Fabaceae
Source: RefSeq, a predicted model, not a curated record
AUGGAGACCCCACUGCCCCGCGGGUGGAAACCCCUCCACCUCGACCGCUACGAUGGCACAACAGACCCCGACGAACACAUCGACUCGUAUACAACCCAGUACGCCACCAGCCGACCUCACCAUACAACCUCGGCCGCCUUGGCCAACUUAAGGCAGAAUGACGACGAACCUCUGCGAGCUUUCAUGGAACGCUUCUCCAGCAUCUUGGUGAGAAUCCGGAACUUGAACCCCGAGGUCGCCCUGCACGCCAUGCUCAUGGGACUCAAACCCGGGUCAUUCGUUCGCGGAAAAGGCCCCAUGAAACCGGAACAGGGCCACAAAGAUAAAAUAAAAGUCAAUAAUGACAACCAAUUCAAGAAGCCGGCCAGAGCAAACAGAGGCGGGAGGUACGACUUCUACACUCCCCCGAACGCCCCAAGAGUCCACAUCCUGGAGAAAGCCAGCAACAGCAACCUACUAGCCCUUCCGCCGCCCGGCCACACUCCCAACAGCACCGACAAGUCCAAGCACUGUCGGUACCACAGGAACCAUGGCCACACCACAAAGGAGUGUCGCACGCUCCGGGAUCGUAUCGAAGAACUCAUGCAGGCAGGCCACCUCGGCCAGUACGUCCAACGACAGCAAAGUCACCGAGGUGGCUAUGGCGGCUGGGGACGAGGGAGAGGUCGCGGGUCAGGAGCUCGCACAGACCUACCCACAGGGUCCCAGCAACAUGCUAGCGGCGUAGUAUACGCCGAAAUAAGUCAGGAGACAGAAUCAGCUCCCUUGCAGGGAGUAAUCAACACAAUAGCAGGCGGCUUUGCUGGAGGAGGCGCCAGCAGCUCGGCCCGAAAAAGACACCUGCGAAGUAUCAAAUGUGCCCACUCUACCGUUUCAGUCUCACAUCAGAGCUCGCCGCCGAUAUCUUUUUCUGACGAGGACUACGCAAGCGUUAGCCCUAACCAAGAUGAUCCUAUGGUCAUCGUGGUGGAAGUCGCCAACUGGGAGGUUCAAAAGACACUCAUCGACCAAGGAAGUUCGGCCGACGUCUU